AUGGAGGAGAAAUGGGUGGUGGAGGCGGUGGCCGACGAGGGUUUCGAGCUCUGGUUUGUUGGCUGGGCUGCUGUGUUUUUUCGAGUGAAGAAGAAAGGCUAUUGUGAGUUUCUGUUAGUGAGCCUUGUUUUGGGACAAAUUCAAGUUGAGGCAAAGACUUGUUGUCCAACAACCGCUGCUUUGAAUUUCUACAAUGCAUGUCGUAUUCUAGGAUCAUCCAAAAAAACUUGUGCAUCACUCGGCGGAUGCAAAAUCAUUUCUGGAAAUACAUGUUCCAAGAAUUAUAUAUAUGAGACUCUCGGAAACAAUGGUGGUGAUGCUGUCAAUGAAUACUGCAAGUUGGGGUGUACAUCCUCUAUGUGCGAUCCCUUAACCACUCUCCAAGACUCUAAUGCAAGUGAAGUUGUGAAUGAAGCUGUUGAAAAAUGUACCAAGGCAUGUUUUGCUAUUUGCACUAAGGGACGUUCUAUUACCGCUACUACUACUCCAGUUGAAAUUGCCUAAACAACUAUGUAAUAAUAAAUAAGGGAUGUCGUCUUUUCUUGGCUUUAAAUAAUUGUCAUAUAUAAUGUGACAAAAAUAUGCUAGACUAGUCUAAUGCUAUCUAGCUACGUACAUGUAUUUAAGUAUGUAUGUAUGUGUCGUAGAAGAUUGUCGAUCCUAGAUUGUAUAUUCUUCUACUUGUUGUUAUUCAAAUUAAUAAAGACUCAUUAAUAAGUGUCUUUUUUUUUUA
Molecule: messenger RNA, 733 nt
Organism: Cannabis sativa
Lineage: Eukaryota; Viridiplantae; Streptophyta; Magnoliopsida; Rosales; Cannabaceae
Product: thionin
Exons: 4
Coding region: 1-504 (167 amino acids)
Biological process (GO): defense response
Source: RefSeq, a predicted model, not a curated record